Messenger RNA from Oncorhynchus kisutch (coho salmon), 414 nucleotides. Its product is annotated as methylmalonyl-CoA mutase, mitochondrial-like. Gene Ontology annotation, molecular function: methylmalonyl-CoA mutase activity; cobalamin binding; metal ion binding. The record is from RefSeq and is a predicted model, not a curated record. The transcript is spliced from 4 exons. Gene Ontology annotation, cellular component: mitochondrion; cytoplasm. NCBI's taxonomy places the organism in Eukaryota, Metazoa, Chordata, Actinopteri, Salmoniformes, Salmonidae. Bases 1 to 414 code for a protein of 137 amino acids.
AUGGCUGAUCAGGUGAGGGCGAGUCGUAAUGCUGAGGCUGCGAAGAGGUGUUUGGCGACCAUAGAGGAGUGUGCUCGUACCAGGGAGGGGAACCUGCUGGAGCUGGCUGUGGAGCCUGCCAGAGCCAGAUGUUCUGUAGGGGAGAUAACGGAUGCCAUGAAGGCUGUGUUUGGGGAACAUAAAGUCAGCACCAGAAUGCUGAGUGGAGCCUAUCGCAGCGAGUUUGGAGAGCAUGAGGAGAUCUCUACAGCACACAACCAGGUGGUGGAGUUUAAGGAGCAUGAGGGCAGAAACCCUCGUCUGCUGGUGGCCAAGAUGGGCCAGGACGGCCAUGACAGGGGGGGCAAAGGUCAUCGCCACGGGAUUUGCCGAGCUGGGAUUCGAAGUCGACAUCGGACCGCUUUUUCCAGGUGA